AAGAGAACAGCUAAAAUACAAAACUAGCUAUAUACUCAUCAAACACACAUUCAAUUAAUAUUUACGUAUAGCAUGCAACGUCGAGCCUCCGCCGUGGUGAGCACCAUCGGGCGCCACCACCAGCUCCUCCGGCAGCAGCAGCGGCCCCCGUGCGACGUGUUCAUCAACCACCGCGGCGUGGACACGAAGAAGAACGUGGCGGGGCUGCUGUACCACCACCUCCGCGGGCUGGGCAUCGUCCCGUUCCUGGACAGCAAGAGCAUGAAGGCCGGCGACCGGCUCUUCGACAAGAUCGACGUGGCCAUCGGGGAAUGCAAGGUCGGCAUCGCCGUCUUCUCGCCCAUGUACUGCGACUCCUACUUCUGCCUCCACGAGCUCAGCCUCAUGACCCAACUCCACAAGAGGAUCGUCCCCGUCUUCUGCGACGUCAAGCCCUCCGAGCUCCGUGUCAAGGACGACGGCUCCCGCCCGCCCGAGGACCUCCGCAGCUUCCGCGCCGCCCUCCAGGAGGCCAAGUACACCGUCGGAUUGACGUUCGACACCUUAAGAGGGGAUUGGCCGGAAUUUCUUGCUAACGCGACGGAUGUGGUGAUCAAGAACUUGAUCGAAGUGGAGGAGGAGGAGGAGGAACUAAAGAAACGAACCAUUUAAUUAAUUAAUCCUACAUAAUUUGAAGAGAUUAAUGCUGCCGCUAAAUAUUUAAUCACUUGAAUUCUUUAAUUUAAUUCGUUGGCCGGAACAAAUAGGCCUUCAUUUCCUUUUUUUAAAUGAGGUUCAUUCUGAGGGCUGCCUAACACAUUCGU
Messenger RNA from Salvia miltiorrhiza (redroot sage), 803 nucleotides. Its product is annotated as probable 2' cyclic ADP-D-ribose synthase BdTIR. The transcript is spliced from 2 exons. Bases 73 to 651 code for a protein of 192 amino acids. NCBI's taxonomy places the organism in Eukaryota, Viridiplantae, Streptophyta, Magnoliopsida, Lamiales, Lamiaceae. Gene Ontology annotation, biological process: signal transduction. The record is from RefSeq and is a predicted model, not a curated record.